AUGGCCAAGCGCCGCCGCCCAGAGAAGCGCGAGUCACCGCCCGAACCGGCCGCCGCCGACACCCUACUCCGGGCGGGGGAGGAGGACGGCCGUUCCGGGUUCCGCCUGAGCCAGCAGCGCAGGACGAGGAGGCGGGAGCGGCGCGGUGAGAAAGAGGCGGAUGAAGGGGAGGCGACGUCUCUUCCAGGACCGUGCGCGGCCCACGACGCCGGGGCCCCGGAGGACGAGAACGGAGAGGAGGAGGCGGUGGCGGCUGCUCCUCACGCUCACACGGCCACUGCUUCCCCGCCUCCCGGCUCCGCCCGCCGCGCCGCCGCUGCCGCACGGCAUGCUGGGAGCGAGGGGUGGUGCCGGCGCCCGCGGGGCCUGGGGAGAUGGGCGGGGCCUGUUUGCGGGGGCGGGGUCGAGAGGGGCGGGGCCGAUCGCAGACCGCCCCGCCCCCCAUGUCCCCAGGCUCCUGGGCGGUGCCGAGGUCUGGGUACCGCGGUGACGAAUCCUGGGACAGGGGAUCUCCACUACCGCGGCCACACACUUUUCUCCCAAAAGCUUCCCGGAAAGCACCGGAUCCCCGGGGGCCGGGCAGUCAGGUGUAAAUGUGCGUCCAAUCAAAGACCUGCGGUGUCGGGGGGCUGGUGCCCUGGCGUGCGCGCGCACAUAGGCGUGCCCUUACAUUCACGUGCGCCGGCCUUCCCCCUGUCUAGAGGGGAAAACGUGAAAAUAGUAGGAUCGAGAGGUGGAUAUCCACCUUUCCAGCCUCCACCUUAAAUGUGCCCAUCGAGUCCUGGCAUCUUCUACUAUUUCUUUACAAUGAAAAAAAUUAAAUGGUAGAAGGAAAGGGAGUACCGAUGACCACUAAGUCCUGUCCUCUGCAAUGUGAAAUGUGCUUUCAAGUCCUCACACCCUGACGCUUGGCCGCCUUCUGCAGGAGAAAGAAGCUGAGGGGCGGGCGAAGUGGCUCAUGCCUGUAAUCCCAACACUUUGCAAGGCCGAGGUGGGUGGAUCACUUGAGGUCAGGAGUUCGAGACCAGUCUGACCAACAUGGGGAAACCCUGUCUCUACUAAAAA
This is a messenger RNA of Saimiri boliviensis boliviensis (Bolivian squirrel monkey), 1065 nucleotides long. The record is from RefSeq and is a predicted model, not a curated record. Lineage: Eukaryota; Metazoa; Chordata; Mammalia; Primates; Cebidae.